Molecule: messenger RNA, 1698 nt
Organism: Venustampulla echinocandica
Lineage: Eukaryota; Fungi; Ascomycota; Leotiomycetes; Helotiales; Pleuroascaceae
Exons: 4
Coding region: 1-1698 (565 amino acids)
Source: RefSeq, a predicted model, not a curated record
AUGUCUCGCGACCCUCGGGACCUUCAGAAUGACGCUCUCUUCUACACAAGUCUCUUAGGUCCACCGAGCCUUGGGCAAGACCACAGCAGUUGCUCAUUUGACAGCCGGGCUUGCACUGCUAGUAACGUGAAUGAUUCGAAGGAAUAUAUCAACAAGCAUGCGGUGGAUGGAUGCGAAUGCGAUUACAUUGUUAUUCCGACUGGAAGUGGCUCGGAAUGCGCUGUAGCCAUCGAACGAGGAGAUAUCCCAAUUGUCCAUCUCCAGGAUGAUGGUGAAGACCUCAGUGUGGACAUCUGCCCGCACCGUACAAAACCAAAGACUUUGGUCGAAAAGUUGAAGAGGUUCUUACUUCUUUUUGUACCAUGGGUUCGCAGAUCAAAUCCCAUACCCUACACUGCAUUAUCUCAUGUUUGGGCAGAUGGCUUGGGUGAUCCAAAGGAUAACAGACUUCAUCGUUGUCAAAUGAAACGUCUAGCUCGACUCCUCAAGUCCCUACCUUCACAUACCCCCUAUGACGAAACUUCGGGUUUACUGCCCGCACAGAAGACAACCUCCCCGAGCGAGGUUUCGGAAUGUUAUUUCUGGAUGGAUACUCUUUGCGUCCCCGUCAAUAAUCAAAAGCUCCGCAAUAAAGCUAUAGAGAGGAUGCGCGAAGUAUACGAAGAGGCAGCUAAUGUAUUAGUUCUUGACGCUGAGCUAAUGCGACACUCUACCGCGGGAGGCUACAAGGAAAUAUUUACUCGAAUCAGCUGCUCUAACUGGGUACGAAGACUCUGGACAUUACAAGAAGCAAUCUUCAAUAGGAACCUCCUCUUCCAAUUCUCCGAUCGAGCAACAUAUGUUGGCGCUGGUUCUAAGCUCCAGCGCGAGCAGAAAGCUGACAACAAAUUACGGCCAUGUGAUCUCGUCGCAUGGGAAUGCGAUCGAUAUAGCUUCGAUUUCCAGGUUGUCCUUCCGUACUGGGACAGAACUCAGCAAAUCAACUUCAUCUGGAAUGCUCUUGAAUCCCGCACUACAAGCCGCAGCGGGGAUGAACCUCUGUGUCUGGCCAUUUUACUAGGCCUCAAUCUCAAGAAAUUUAAGAGGCAGCCUGAUGCAUUUACUGUUAAGAAAUUCUGGAGUCUCAACACGCAGGGGAUUCCUGCCAGCAUUUUGUUCCUCCCAGGGCCAAAGUUACAGGACGAAGGAUACAGAUGGGCGCCUGCUUCAUUAAUAGAUUUGAAAAUUAUGGGGGGGGAACAAAGCCUAACCGCUCAUGUUACCCCUCGUGGCCUCCGCGUUAAGUAUCCUGCAUUUCUCCUCUCGCCACCGCAACAUCCUGUUAAAUCCGUUGUUCCUUUUGAAGCGGAUGGGCAACUAUUCUACCUUCGGGGUGUGACUGCCAACGGCUCGCCAUCUGGCGAGGCUACAAAGCUGCACAAACGGGCGAAUCUCGCAUUCCUUAUCCUUGGCCUAGUCAUGGGCGAAGAUACUGCUGCAGGUGGGCAUGAAGUUGGGCUUGGUGCUCUUGUUAGUGGAGGAGUGUCUAAGCGCGGCGUGCGAUAUGGGGAGUAUCUAAUGCUUAUUAGCUUUGUGAAGAAGGGAAGCUGGCGAGAACAACAUCCAAACGUGCCUUAUUCGAAGGAGGAACAACAGGAGAAGCUCGCCGACCCAUGCAAGGCAACCUAUUUGCCGGUCCAGGAAUGGUGUGUUAGCUAG